AUGGUACCGUGCGUUUACGAGCCUGAUGUUAUCAUUCCAGGCGCCGCUAGUAUCAGGCAGCAUGUGGUCCUGAAUGAUAAACGACACAUUAUCACAAAAGAUACUGACGAUAACGUUGCAAUGUGGGAUGUGCUAAAAGGCAAAAAGGUUUCUGAUCAUGGGAAGAGACCAAUGGAGGAAGUGAUCAAGGAUAAUUUCAAGAAAGUAUUCGUGCCGUCAUGGUUUACUGUUGAUCUGAAGAGCGGUAUGUUACAAAUAACACUGGAUGAGUCAGAUUUCUUUUCGGCAUGGGUAUCAGCAAAAGAUGCCGGUUUCUUCGAUAGUACCAGCGAAACCAAAAUAAAUUAUGGUGGCAUGUUACUUCGAGCACUGUUUGAACACUGGUCACGAUCAUUUUCGGACAUUGAUGAAGAUUCGCCAACACAUCGAUUCAAUUCGGUGCCCGAUCACACUCCUCUCAUAUUAUGGUAUGCAAAAAUUUAUGCAAAUUUACCCCAUUUCAAAGAAAAAUUGCUUUAA
Gongylonema pulchrum is the source of this 519-nucleotide messenger RNA. NCBI's taxonomy places the organism in Eukaryota, Metazoa, Nematoda, Chromadorea, Rhabditida, Gongylonematidae. The record is from the annotation of a GenBank genome assembly.